CAGCAUGUCGCUUUCGGAUCGCAAUCUCGCGAUAGAUUCUUACAGAGACCCACCCUGGCAUUCCAGCCUUGCAGGAGGUCGACCAAUUCCCGAAUAUCAUGCCCACCUAGAAAUCGUCAAGAGCUGGCUCAGGCUAUGCGAUGAGCAACACGGCUCACAAUGUCACGCGAAGAAAGAAGAUUCGGACAUCUGGCCACUCUGGCUCAUCGAUGUAGUAGAGUGUUGCAUCGUAGACGGUAAUAGGGCUACGCGAUAUCUUACACUCAGCUACGUUUGGGGCGGCGUACAUACUCUCCAGGCAACUACUAGCAAUAUAGAGGACCUGCAGCAACCAAGGAGUCUUGACCAAUUUGGAGACACUUUGCCCAAAACAAUCCGCCAAGCUAUGGAGUUUACCCGACUUAUUGGGGAACAAUACAUCUGGAUAGAUCAGCUUUGCAUUCUCCAAGACGAUGCCUUGAACAAAGAAUUUCAGAUUGACCAUAUGGCCGAGCUGUAUGCCAAUUCCCACCUGACUCUCGUCGCGGCUUCCGGGGAGAGCGCAGCAUCUGGUCUAGGUAGAACUCUCGGACUUGGGCCCAGUGAAACAAGACGAUGGAAGUAUGAGCAGUAUUCCAAAAUAUUACAUCAUGGCUGGCCCUUGCAAGAAUCUACUUGGGGUUCGCGAGGGUGGACAUUCCAGGAAAACAUCUUCGCGCGGCGCGCGAUUUUCUUCCUAAAGUACACGGUGGAUUUUAGGGAGGGAGAGGGGCUUACUUGGGAGUGCGAGCAUGCCGGGUGGACGGAUCUUCAGGGGCCAGUCACUCUUGAAAAGAGCCUAAGACUGAAACCUCAUCGUGGUCGGUUUGAUGGCCUCCACCAUAGAUCUUGGCCCGAUCUUUAUGAAUAUACGCACUUGGCAGAUACCUACGCAAAGCGAAAGUUCACUUAUCCUUCAGACGUCAUUCCGGCUUUUUCGGGUUUUGCUACUGUUGUCGGUAAAAGUUUCCGUGGCGGGAUUUUAUAUGGCCUUCCAGCUCUAUUCUUCGACGUGGCUCUGCUAUGGCAAUCUCCUCGGUUGGCGACACGGCGAGUAGUGAGUUCGCAUUCGGGGAUACAAACACAACUCCCUAGCUGGUCUUGGGUGUCCUGGCCAGGACAAGUCAACCUCGCCCUCUGGACCGCUGGUUGUGAGUACUUGGAGUUGUUCUCGACAAGCCUAGUCGUAAAUCCACUCGUGAAGUGGCAUAUUAUCACUAGCGAUAAUAUUCGUGUUGCAAUAGAGAGCGACUAUCACAAGUACAGACACCUUUUCGACGCUGCUGAUGGGGAAUUGCCUAGCGGGUGGAGUCGCGUAGUGAGAGACGCCAUCAGGUCGCGAAAACGUCCACAGUCCUGGUCUUCCAACGCCGAAUCGUACGCUUAUAAACACUCAACUGAUGCUCGGACAAUCUUCAACUAUCCAAUCCCGCUCGUAGAGCCCUUUCACAUAGAUGCAAUAACGCCAAAAUCAAACCUCAUCACUUGCCGUGCAAAUCGCGCAUGGUUUUCCAUGGUGGUAGAACGAUCUUUGCACCCAAGCCUAUAUACUUCCAUUUUCGAUAGCAAUAAAGUAUGGUCUGGGAUGCUCGACAUCGUUUACAACGGCUUGGUUAACAAGGGGUCGACAUCGGCCACUGUUAACAACCCGAGAUGCGAACUCAUUGCUAUAUCUACGGGAAGUGUUCUUCAAGAUCCUCGCUAUGAUAUUAGGUCUUGGUUUAAAGAGGAACGACACCCUAGAAGACCGAAUACUGGAACGCGGUACUAUUUCUAUAACGUUCUUUGGAUCGAAUGGGUGGAGGGGAUCGCGUUUAGGAAAGCUCUUGGGCGAGUACACAAAGCAGCCUGGGACGCAGCUGAGAGAGAGCUUAUUGAUGUCAUUCUUGGCUGAAUGCCUGUCACUACAGGUGUCCCCUCCCACAGCUACCGAUUUUCAGUGCUACCGAUCGCGGCAAGACCUCGCAAGCAUUCUGCGCACAAGCAACAUCUUCGUUACUUGUCGUGUCAAGUAUCGCCACGAUAUGUUUGUCUUUUUGUUAGAGUCAUGCCGCUAUAUAAAGCCAUCUACCUUACGCGUGUUUCAGUGAGGCACGAGGAAAAAAUGAAAGACUGUC
Molecule: messenger RNA, 2135 nt
Organism: Cucurbitaria berberidis CBS 394.84
Lineage: Eukaryota; Fungi; Ascomycota; Dothideomycetes; Pleosporales; Cucurbitariaceae
Product: HET-domain-containing protein
Exons: 1
Coding region: 5-1912 (635 amino acids)
Source: RefSeq, a predicted model, not a curated record